Molecule: messenger RNA, 1003 nt
Organism: Aspergillus saccharolyticus JOP 1030-1
Lineage: Eukaryota; Fungi; Ascomycota; Eurotiomycetes; Eurotiales; Aspergillaceae
Product: H(+)-transporting V0 sector ATPase subunit c''
Exons: 5
Coding region: 143-745 (200 amino acids)
Biological process (GO): proton transmembrane transport
Cellular component (GO): proton-transporting V-type ATPase, V0 domain
Molecular function (GO): proton-transporting ATPase activity, rotational mechanism
Source: RefSeq, a predicted model, not a curated record
AAGCUCUCUGCUGUCCCUAUUGCUCUCUACUUAUCUCCUUGUCCGCCUCCCCGCCCUCGUUUACUGAGGCCUCUUCUUCUUACUCCUUCUGGGCCGUUUCUUUACCUCCCAUAAAUUUAGAUAACGCAUAGGGACAUCCACCAUGGUUCUCCGCUAUUUCACCGGUGUUGUAUUCGUGGCCCUCCUGGUGUGGGGACUAUAUCUGCUCCUUACUGGCCAGGGUGAGCGGUUCAAUGUCGGCUACUUCUUGGAGUCAGUCUCCCCUUACGCUUGGGCCAACCUUGGUAUUGCCAUGUGCAUUGGCCUGUCGGUCGUCGGCGCUGGAUGGGGUAUCUUCCUAACGGGGUCUUCCAUCGUCGGCGGUGGUGUCAAGGCACCCAGAAUCCGUACCAAGAACUUGAUCUCUAUCAUUUUCUGCGAGGUCGUCGCCAUUUACGGUGUUAUCAUGGCGAUCGUUUUCUCCUCCAAACUCAACCUUGUUGAUAACGAUGGUAUCUUCUCUGGAAGCGACUACUACACUGGCUACGCACUUUUCUGGGCGGGUAUUACCGUUGGCGCAUGCAAUCUGAUCUGUGGUAUCUCUGUCGGCAUCAAUGGUAGUGGUGCAGCUUUGGCCGAUGCUGCGGACCCUAGCUUGUUCGUCAAGAUCCUCGUCAUUGAGAUUUUCAGCUCUGUCCUCGGUCUCUUCGGUCUCAUUGUUGGACUUUUGGUGGGUGGCAAGGCACUGGACUUCGGUGCCGCUUGAGAGCGUAGCGAUCGCGCUGAAGCUUGUUGUUGGUGGGGAUGAAUUGUAUGACUUAUAUCACGUUUGUCGUCUCGUUUUAUGUUCGUUGUCAUCCUUUAUCUACUGCAUCGGGGCGUACGGAUUCGAUUCAAAUGUAGAACCUUGUUUUGGCUAUGCGUGCGAAAUGCAUUGUUAAUCUCGCUGCUUGGCCUGAUAUUGCGAUGGAGAAAGAGAUGUAUAGUAAUUGGCAGCGGGGCUGACCUAAGAAUAUAAAAGUGG